Xiphias gladius (swordfish) is the source of this 2379-nucleotide messenger RNA. It is a transcript of the gene ccnj, whose product is annotated as cyclin J. Gene Ontology annotation, cellular component: cytoplasm; nucleus; cyclin-dependent protein kinase holoenzyme complex. The transcript is spliced from 6 exons. Bases 515 to 1645 code for a protein of 376 amino acids. Gene Ontology annotation, molecular function: cyclin-dependent protein serine/threonine kinase regulator activity. Lineage: Eukaryota; Metazoa; Chordata; Actinopteri; Istiophoriformes; Xiphiidae. Gene Ontology annotation, biological process: regulation of cyclin-dependent protein serine/threonine kinase activity; mitotic cell cycle phase transition. The record is from RefSeq and is a predicted model, not a curated record.
UCAGAGGUGGCCUCUGAGAGACAGUAGAAAUUCGGACUUAAAUAUCCCUGGCUAAAAAUGGCAUUGUACCAAAUAGUUUGUUCAUGUCUGUUCUCUAAUUUCAACAGUGAAUCAAGGCUGUAUGAAGAUGUCUGUAGCUUACUUUACGGGAUAGACAAGAAGAAAACAUAAUAAAACAUGAUAGAUUAUGUAGCCUUUUAUACAAAAGGUGGUAUAUAAAUCUGUUUUACCACCAGUUUUCGUGCUCCUCACCCGGUAAAUACCAGUAUUCGGCUUUCUCGGCUUCAUUUCCGCUGGUCGUUCAUUCGCCUGGAACUUGAAGUGGGUGUUUCUGGUAGCACUUGAAGGCAGCAGUAGCGUUUGCUGAACUCGUGCUGAGCAGAAAAGCCUCGCCGACUUCAACGAUGAGCGUAAAGCAAGCAUGUUCGGCUAGUUUGAAUGGAAGUUAACUUCAGUGAAACUGCCCCUAAUAUUCACCACAUGUGCUCAUUGGGUUUCCGACGCACUGUAUUAAAUGGAGCUAGAGGACCAAUGGUGGAGAGGACAACUGGCUGCAGAUAUAUACCAGGCGCUACGGUACAAAGAGCUCAAGUUGCCGUCCUACAAAGGCCAGUCCCCUCAGCUCAACUUGAGACGAUACUUUGCAGACCUCAUAGCCAUUGUCAGCAACCGCUUCAGGCUGUGUCCUGCAGCCAGACACCUGGCCGUCUACUUACUGGACCUCUUCAUGGACCGCUAUGAUGUCACGGUGCAGCAGCUUCACAUGGUUUCCCUCUCCUGUCUUCUGUUGGCUAGUAAAUUUGAAGAAAGGGAAGACCGGGUUCCAAAGCUGGAGACCCUGAACAGCCUGGGCUGCAUGAGUUCCAUGAAUCUGGUCCUGACUAAGCAGGGUUUACUACACAUGGAGCUGCUCCUGCUGGAAACCUUCCAGUGGAACCUAUACCUCCCAACAGCCGCUCAUUUCAUAGAAUACUACCUGUCUAUUGCCGUCCAUGAGGGAGACCUCCAUGAUGGCUGGCCUAUGACCUGCCUGGAGAAGACUAAAUUAUACAUGGCCAAGUAUGCUGAUUAUUUCCUGGAGGUUUCCUUGCAAGAUCAUGUGUUUUUGUGUUUUGCCCCCUCCCUGGUGGCUGCUGCGUGUGUGGCCGCCUCCCGCCUUAUCCUCCACCUGUCCCCUACAUGGCCACCCCGACUGCAGCGCCUCACGGGCUACACAUGGGAGAACCUGGUCCCAUGCGCUGAGAAACUACUCAUGGCGCAUGACAGUGAUGUUAAAGAGGCCAAUAAGCAGAAGUGCCUGCAGCCUGGGCAACAACAGCAGCAGCAGCAGCAACAGCAACAGCAACAGCAGCAGCAGCAGCAGCAGCAGCAACAGCAGCAGAUGAUGUACCACAGUUCAGGCCAGACAGCCACUGUGGCCCAGUACGUGCACCGGCCCGCCGGCGUGCAGUAUCCCCAGCAGGCUAACCACAGGCCUGCCUCCUACCUCAGCCACUCCACCACCAGCCUGCAGGCUCCGAGCGUCCCCCAGCACAGCAACGCCCAGGCCAUCACUGCCUCCCUGGAUCCAAAGUCCAACAUUACCAACAGGGCUUACCAAGUCAGCAUGCACUACACCUGCGCUGCCCCGUGCUUUGACAGAUGAUGGAUUUUCAGGAUUUAGUCAUUUGUGGGGAGGUAGAGAAAAGAGAUGGUAAUCUGUUUCUCUUGAACGUAACAAAAUUCACUGAAGUAAAAAGCGUGUUUUUAAUUUGAAGAGACUUGAUGGUGCAGCACUUUGAACCAUAAGGUGUACCCAAUGUGCAAUAUGCAUACUCUGCUGUAGUUUUCUGUGGAGAGCCUGCGUGAGGUUUUUUUUUUUUUUUUUUUUUUUUUCCCCCCAAGAUGUUUGAGAUAUCAUGAAUGAAUGUUGUUGUGAGGUGACUAGAGGCAGAGUUUGCACCACUGGACCCACUAGUGUUACUGUAUAAUUUAGCUACAGACCAAAAAUCUUGUAUUUAAUUAAGCCAAAGUACCUCAGAAAUAUUGAACGUAUUAACCUUGUGCCUGUAGUCCUUAUGACUAUUACUAUGCUAAGUUAAAAGGGCAGUAACAAAAGGGAUUGAUGUCUGUUUGUGGUUGAGAUAAGAAAGCACAGUUUGUGUAGGUGUUCUGUACCUUGACAGUUUUUGUUUUUGUUUUUUUGUUUUGUUUUUGUUUGGUUUUUUUGUGUUGUUGAGUGUCAUUUGUAGAACUAGGAAAGAAUGUACUGCUCUAGAUCUCACAAUUUAUUUGCAGAGAAAAUUGUUGCUCUUCUGUACACAGAGGAUUUCAGUCAGUGCUGUGCACUUCUACGAUGAUUGUUUUAAAUAAAAUACAAAUCUGUGUUGGUUGAACUGA